This is a messenger RNA of Blepharisma stoltei, 3435 nucleotides long. NCBI's taxonomy places the organism in Eukaryota, Ciliophora, Heterotrichea, Heterotrichida, Blepharismidae. The record is from the annotation of a GenBank genome assembly.
AUGUCUUCGGGAGCCUUCGGGAUCAAGCCAAAUGAUAGAAGAUAUAAUCAAAACUCAAUACCACUCAGAAAUUUAAACAUAAAUGCUUCACUAAAAGAAUCUCUCGCAACAGUAGAGCUCACUCAAACCUUUAUGAAUUUAAAUUCCUCACCUAUUGAAUGUGCAUACAGUUUCCCAAUAAAAGAAGAAUCCGUAAUAACAAGUUUAAACAUCCAAUUUUCAGAUGGAACUAAAAUUAAAGCAGAAAUACAAGAAGAAUCCAAAGCCCAAGAAAUCUAUCAAGAUUCAAUUUCCUCAGGCAGAACUGCUGUUCUUGCCAAAUCAGACAAAAAUACAAUUACAUUUAAUAUUGGGAAUAUUCAGCCAAAUGACAUUAUAUGUGUUGAAUUAAAAUUUUGCUUCCCUUUGCAAAGCAGGCUGGAUAACUGGGUUUUUACGCUGGAUAAUUAUAUUUUCCCUUACUUUGAAGAAGGGAAGCCUAAAUCUAUUGAGGAAGUUAAAUCAAACGUAAGAGGAUGCAAUUAUUAUGUGGAUUUUGGCUUAGAAAUAUUUUCAGAAAAUUCGAUUUCUGAUUUUAUUUGUAGGGAGUUUCAAUUUGACACGAUUUUAUCAGAGGAUUCUAACUCUUUAUAGUGAUAAAUAUUUUUUAAAAAAAAAUAAAAAAAAUAUAUUUUUAAUAGGAAAAUCGGCAGAGUAAGCAUCUUACUGCAAAAUUAAACAAAAACGCCCAAAUAAUCCCUGACAAGUCAGUCGAAAUUUCUUAUAAAACCUCAGACGCCAAUAUCCCAAAAUGCAUAAUUCAAGAGCAUGAUGGAGAAUAUACAGCCAUGCUUUCAUUUCUUCCUAUAUACCAAGAAGAAAAUGAGGACCUCGAAGACCUAGAAGGCUCUGGCGAAUACCUCUUUAUCCUAGAUCGAAGUGGUUCUAUGGCCGGCGAUAGAAUUGAUAUGGCUAAAGAAUCUUUAUCCUUACUCCUAAAAAGUCUCCCACAAAGGUCAAAAUUCAACAUCAUCAGCUUUGGGACUCAAUUUUCCUGUAUGCACCCUGUAUCUGUUGAAUACUCCCAAGCUACCCUCGACCUUUCUUUAUCACAAUUAAAGCAAUUCCAUGCCGACAUGUCAUCGACUAAUAUUUAUAACCCUUUAAAGCACAUUUUUAAUAGCCAAGCUCUAAAUGACUACCCCAGAGUGAUUUUCCUAAUAACAGAUGGAGAAGUUGAAGACCCUAAUGCAGUUAUAAAGCUUAUAAAAGACAAUUCUAAUAAAUGCAGAGUCCACACUUUUGGAAUCGGUGGCGAAGUGUCUGAAGAUUUAGUCAAAAAUGCAGCUAAAGCAGGAGGUGGGACUUCUGCAUUUAUUAAAAAUAGAAGCGAAAUAAACCAAAAAGUCAUAGCAGCCCUACAAAAAUGCAUAAUGCCUGCCCUGACUGAUUGGACUGUCAAUUGAAAUGAUGAGAUUACGCCAUCAGCACAGCGGCUUUCUACAAUUUAUUAUGGGGAAAGGUUUAUUCUUUAUUCAAAGCUAGGAAAUUCCGUCCCAAAUUCUUCCCCAAUUUUAACCUGUUUUGAUACAAAAAUUAGAGCUAGACGAGAAUUUAAUAUAAAUUAUUCGGAUGAGAUAGGACAUGGAGAAGAAAUAAGGAAAUUGUGGGCGAAAAAUAAAAUUGAGGAUUUGGAGAACGCUGAGAAAGAAAAAAUUAUUGAGAUGUCUGUGAAAUAUCAGGUGCUGUCACCGUAUACAGUUUUUAUUGCGAAAAAAUUGACGGCGAAUGCUGAGAGUGGAGAAAUGGAGUUUAUAAAAUUAAAGAAAAAAGAAGCUAUGAAUAGAGAGCCUACAUCAUAUAGAAUACCUAUGCAAGGUGUGAUAGUUAAUCAAUCUCGGCCUAUCACUAAUCACGGUAUGUCUGGAUUUAAAAAUAUUUUAUUCGGCAGUUCUCCUCAGCAAACUCUUAGCAGCAAUUCCUCUAGUAAUGCGUUCCAAUACUCUCCUCCUAUGCCUGGAUAUUGCCCAUCUCCGCCUGUUUUGAAUUUAAAUUGUCCACCACCUCCUCUUCCUCAAUCUGCUCCUCCUCCUCCCUCUCAAUUUCUUCCCCAAGCAAGCUUGCCUUCUCAGCCAGCAUAUAAACCUACAAUGGUUGGCUUCUGUACGCCGCUACUCGCGUCUGGGAGUAUCCCUCCUCCUCCUCCUCCUCCUCCUAUGAGUUUACCUCAAACAGCCUACUAUCAGCCUACUUUUCUUUCAAAUAUUCAAUCUGCUUCUCUUAAAAGCACUCAUUCUUCUUUUUCUUCAAGCCAAAUUCAAACCCAAGCAUCAGUCCCAAAACUAAAUCCUCCUCCAUCAUUUUUGCCACCUAUAUAUUCCCAAAUAUCCCCAUCGUAUUCACCUAGCAGUCCAUCAUAUUCGCCUACAAGUCCUUCGUAUUCAGCUGCAAACCUACAAGAGACUAUUCCUGAGCCAGAUUUAUUAUGCACUAAAAUGGUGAAUCAGCCCAUUCUCUUAACUAAUUUAGCCAGCAUGCGAGAUUUUUAGAAAAGGAGAUAACGAAUCCGAUAAGGUGUUUAUGAAAUAAAUAGAGCAGCAGAGUCAAGCUUAAUCUAAUGACAGGAAUUUCUUCAUGGAAAAUAGAUCUUGAAGAGGGAUUAUAGUAGUUUCAGAAUUGAGUUUCUCGGUUAAUCAGGAAUGUUUCCACCGUGAGCCAAGAGUUACCAUUUAUACUUUUGAUUUUCAUUUGAUAGAGAGUCAGCCUAAAAAUUCAACCAUUUGAAUUAUUAUAGGCAGCCUAUGUUGGCAAACACACAACUCUACUGACUAUGGGUUAGCGAAUACAGGCCGUCAGCAGGAGUAGCCUUUGCGUUUCGUAAAAUUCGAAUUGACAAUCAGGCGAGGAAGCAUUAGGUAAGGAGAUAGUGCUUCUGAAUAUAGUGGACUUUUCGACAAGUCUAAUUAAGAUCAAGAUCCUGAUCCUAUUUCUCAAGCUUUACCUAAAAAAUCCACCCCUCCAAAAAAAGCAAACGAUGAUAAAAAGUGCAUAAGAUCCCAGCAAGAUAUUUUUGCAGAUUCAUCUCAAAAUAAUGCUAUAGAUCUUUUUGGGGACAUUUUGACUGAACCAGCUUCUUAUUCAUCUGUAGAGAUAGCUGUGUCUCAAAAACCAAAAAUAGUAAAUUAUAUGAAAAUAGUAGAAAUCCAAGCUUUUGAUGGGUUUUGGGCUGAUUCUGCUGUUAUUAAUUUGCUGAAAUUUUCACCAGAAAUUUCUGAGGAAAUUAGAAAGAUUUCUCUUGAAAAUCUUAUUGGGACACUAAUAGCACUGGCGUAUUUGAAUAAAUAUUGUGAAGGACAGAAAGCUGAAUGGGCAUUAAUAGAGAGAAAAGCAGUGAAGUGGCUUAAAAAGAAUGGGAUUAAUAGAAAUUUGGUAGAUUUGGUGAUGGAAAAAAUUUAA